UCUCUCCUUCGUCGGAAUUCCCGGAAGGAUUUUUUACACAACAGGAGCGAGAAGAAGGAGGCAUCAUUAUCUAUUUCAUAAUCAUUCUUUAUAUGUUCCUGGCUGUGUCCAUUGUGUGUGAUGAUUACUUCCUACCUUCCCUGGAGAUUAUCAGUGAUUCUCUUGGCCUCUCUCAGGAUGUCGCGGGAGCCACUUUCAUGGCAGCCGGCAGCUCCGCACCCGAACUAGUCACAGCUUUUCUAGGGGUUUUUGUCACAAAAGGAGACAUUGGAGUCAGCACCAUCCUCGGUUCUGCCAUCUACAACCUUCUUGUGAUCUGUGCUGCUUGUUGCCUCCUGUCGAGCGUGGUUUCAAGAAUUUCUUGUUGGCCAUUAUUUCGUGACUCUCUGGCGUACACAAUUAGUGCAGCGGCUGUUCUUGGCAUGAUAGUUGACAACAAAGUUUACUGGUAUGAAUGUGCUUCGCUUCUGCUCAUCUACGGAGCGUACAUUUUGGUGCUCUGCUUUGACAUUAAAAUCAGCCAGUACGUCAUGAAGAAGUUUAGCCCCUGCUGCAGCUGCUUUGAAGUAAAUGAGGAUGAGGCUGAGCAGCAGCCGCUAAUUGGAUGGAAGGAGACCGGGGCCCUCAUUCGUCGACAGUCAAGAGCAGACAGUGGGAUUUUUCAGGAUGAGUCCGAUUAUUCUCAACUUUCAAUGAGCCUGCAUGGACUAGAUACCAUUUCUGAAGACCCUCCAAGUGUCUUCACUGUGCCUGAAGCAGACCUGAAAAGGAUCCUAUGGGUGCUCUCUCUCCCUAUUCUUCUUCUGCUCUAUUUGACAACACCUGACUGCAGAAGGCAGUUUUGGAAGAACUGGUUCAUGCUGACAUUCCUCAUGGCGGCAGUGUGGAUUGGGGCAUUCACGUAUAUUCUUGUGUGGAUGGUGACGAUAGUAGGGGAAACGCUGAAAAUACCAGAAACCGUAAUGGGCCUGACGUUGCUGGCAGCAGGAACAAGCAUUCCAGACACAGUUGCAAGCGUGCUGGUGGCCAGGAAAGGAAGAGGAGACAUGGCCAUGUCUAACAUCGUUGGAUCCAACGUGUUUGAUCUGUUGUGCUUAGGAUUACCUUGGUUUAUCAAGACCGCCUUCGUGGACACAUCGGGGCCUGUGGAGGUGAACAGCAGUGGGCUGACUUACACGGCCAUUUCGCUUGUCUGCUCCAUCGCGUUUAUUUUUCUGGCGGUCCACCUGAAUGGCUGGAAACUCAACAGAAAACUAGGGGUGGUCUGCCUAGUGAUGUAUUUAGGAUUUGCGGUAUUAUCAAUUCUAUAUGAACUUGGAAUUGUAGGAAAUAAUCCUAUCACGGUCUGUGGCAACUAAGGUUUGUUUGUAUG
Molecule: messenger RNA, 1372 nt
Organism: Gekko japonicus
Lineage: Eukaryota; Metazoa; Chordata; Lepidosauria; Squamata; Gekkonidae
Gene: SLC24A5
Product: solute carrier family 24 (sodium/potassium/calcium exchanger), member 5
Exons: 8
Coding region: 93-1358 (421 amino acids)
Biological process (GO): calcium ion transmembrane transport; intracellular calcium ion homeostasis; melanocyte differentiation
Cellular component (GO): membrane
Molecular function (GO): calcium, potassium:sodium antiporter activity; calcium channel activity
Source: RefSeq, a predicted model, not a curated record